Messenger RNA from Pygocentrus nattereri (red-bellied piranha), 4796 nucleotides. RefSeq names its product melanin-concentrating hormone receptor 1b (gene mchr1b). Bases 181 to 1266 code for a protein of 361 amino acids. Gene Ontology annotation, cellular component: membrane; neuron projection. The record is from RefSeq and is a predicted model, not a curated record. Lineage: Eukaryota; Metazoa; Chordata; Actinopteri; Characiformes; Serrasalmidae. Gene Ontology annotation, biological process: neuropeptide signaling pathway. The transcript is spliced from 3 exons. Gene Ontology annotation, molecular function: melanin-concentrating hormone receptor activity; neuropeptide binding.
UCGCACACAGAGAGUAACGGACAGCGAGAGGGGGCGUUAAUGCUAAACCCGAGGAGAAAUACCUCAACUUGAAGGACGUCAUUUUAACGGUGUAAAAAGGAGAAAUGCUUAGGGACGAAGUAAUUCAGCGAGAGAAGAGGCUCUGGGAGAAGCUUUUCAAGUAAGUCAGUCCAGCUGGAGAUGGAUUUCAUCACUGAUCCUGAGGAUAAUUCCAGCUUCCAGUAUAAUCUCUCUGGGAUUGUUCAUGCAGACCCCAGCGAGCCCUAUCACAAUGUGCUCAUGCCAAGCAUUUACGGAGUCAUCUGCUUUGUGGGGAUCAUUGGGAACUGCAUUGUUAUCUACACCAUAGUCAAGAAGACCAAGUUUCGGGCUCAGCAGACGGUGCCUGACAUUUUCAUCUUCAGCCUGUCCAUUGUGGACCUGCUCUUCCUUCUGGGAAUGCCGUUCCUCAUCCACCAGCUGGUGGGAAACGGCUCUUGGUGUUUUGGAGCCACCAUGUGCACUGUCAUCACCGCAUUGGACUCCAACAGCCAGACCGUCAGCACCUACAUCCUGACCGUCAUGACGCUGGACCGAUACUUGGCCACGGUCCACCCUAUCCGCUUCAACCAUGUGCGCACCCCGUGCAUGGCUGUCUCUGCGGUCAGCCUGGUGUGGCUACUCUCCCUGCUCUCCAUUACGCCUGUUUGGAUGUACGCUGGCCUCAUGCCUCUACGAGAUGGCUCUGUGGGUUGCGCUCUUCUUCUCCCCAACCCAGCCACAGACACCUACUGGUUCACCCUCUACCAGUUCGUGCUGGCUUUCGCCCUGCCGUUGGUGGUCAUCUGUGUGGUCUUCUUCAAGAUCCUCAAGAACAUGGCUGCCACUGUCGCUCCUCUUCCACAGCGCAGUCUUCGCGUCCGUACGAGGAAGGUUACCCGAAUGGCGGUGGCUAUCUGCUUGGCUUUCUUCAUCUGCUGGGCUCCGUAUUACAUCUUACAGCUGGCCCACCUGGGCGUCCAGAGGCCGAGCUUCGCCUUCCUCUACGCUUAUAACAUCGCCAUCAGCAUGGGAUAUGCGAACAGCUGCAUCAACCCACUUCUGUACAUCGUACUUAGCGAGACCUUCAAGAGGCAAUUCAUUGUGGCCAUCCGACUGGGCCACAGGGACCUACGGGUCGAUCCUGGGAUGGCAGAUGGCAGCGUGAGUCUACGCUUGGCUCCCGACGGGGCACAGCAGUCCCAGUCCUCCAGAGAGCUCCUGCCCGUCACGGUGGCUGUGCACUGAGAAAUCUUUAGCCUCAGUAAGCUUCCCACAGCUCCACAGGAGGUUAAGAGCGGCCCUCGGGGAGUUAGGAUAAACCUUGCUGAAUAGAACAUCUUGAAGCUGUCUGUAAUGAGCACCAGCAAAAAAAGAAAAACUUCCCAAAGUGAACACGUACAAUGUAACGUUUUUCCUAACGCUAACAAACGCUCUUCCGUGCUGCAUGUUACAUAAGGGGCCGCUCUUGCUCUCCUCGUCACAGAUGAAUCUUCUUCAAAGGCAGUUUGUGCCCUUGAGGAUCAGAAGAAUGUCUUAGGAUCACAUCAAGGUUGAAAAAGAGCAUGGCGGGGCUUUGAAUAUGAACGCAUUUGACUGUAAUUCAUGUUUCAGAUUCUACAAGUUCAUUCUUGGCUGGAUAAAAACAGUGGCAAAAAAAAAGAAACACAUUUCAUACCUUUCUUGGCUGUGUGUGGUGCACUACUAAGAAAUAACAUUGUUUUGUUUAGGUAUUGAAAGGUGUAUAUAAAAAAAAUCCCUUUUAAAUGUGAGACAUGGAAGGAUUCCUCAGGGACGGAAGCAUUUUCACCCCUGAACCACUGAGACCGGUCAGACACAUAUGCUUUAUUUCUCUUUUCCCAGACCUCAACAUAUGCCAGUGUCCAUUAUUUAUCCGUAGCACAAGAUGUGACUUUGCCAAUGUCAAAUCGAAUCCUGAUUCUAGCUUUCAUUCUAGUUUAACCUGAUUAAAUGAGGUAAGUCCCACGGACUGGUUCGGAGCGACCUUCUAUUUCCAAAGCCAGAUUGAUUUGCUGGACGCUGUGUUCCUUUGUCUGCUUGCUGAUUGCAUGUCAAAGUUGUGUAGUCAUGUGAUUCAGUUGGAAGAGAUGACAGACAUUCAGUUAAAGUGCUCUCUGCAUCCCAAAAGAGAGGGUUCCUUGGUGGUCACACCGCUCUUCAUGAAAGCGUCCUUUUUACUGUUAAGUGUAAAUGUGAUAGUGAUGUUGACGUUCUUUAACCCUUAGAAGUCGUUGUUUGGUAAUAACAAAAGCGUUGAAAAAAACAGAGAAAGGUGAAAGUUCUUUGAAGGGGUGCAGACUAGAUGUGGGCGGUAUGGCAUGAAAUACGUCACAAUAACUCAAGACAUUCUCAUGAUACACCAAAUGCAUCAUGAUGAUUUGUUUCCAGAGGUGGAAAAAAACAAAAAACUCAGCAGAUUUUUUAAAAUAUCAAAACUACAGCACAGUACGAUGAUUAUUAUUGUGUGAAACUAUUCAGCGCUUCAUGUAUUGUGCUGCACUGAAUUGAAUUAACCACUUAUUUGUAAUGCAGUCACGCAUCCCUCCGGUUCCCAGAGCCCUCUAGGUGAACAUGCCACUUUGGCACUACAGCACUCUACCUAUCAGAGAUCAGCCUCACUUUUUUUGUCUGUUUGUCACGAGUUGUUUAGUUAGCUUACAAGCCGAGGCUUUACCCAAGUUCAGUGUGAGGCGUUGUUUCUUUCACAGAGCUGCUGAGCUCUUUACUUUGAUCUGGUUGACGUCUCUUGGCCUGCUCCCUUUUAGAUGUUGUUCACCUGGACCUGUCGUUUAUGUUUGUUACUGUAUGUGGCUUAUUUUGCAUCUGAACUUUGUUUUUUUGUCCACGACUUUGGGUCUCAUACAAACCAGUAAAGCCUCUUUUGUUCAUUUUCAUUCUGUCUGGUCACACAUGCGGUUGGUCAGUGUUUUUUAUAUACCGACAUUAUUCACCAUAUGUUGAGAAAAGCAUACCGCUGUGGUCGGAACAAAAUCUCGUAUCUCAUUUGUCAUUUUUCAGUUGUUUAAUUUGAAAAAGCCUGUUGGCCUUUACAUUGUUUAUUAAUUUCAUGAUGAAUGGACCACAAGAAAUGGGCCAAAAUUACUUGGGGGGUGGGGGGAUUAGUCUCCUUCCAUUGACUUAAAUUAAGAGUAUAUUUUUUCUCAUUUUGGAGCUAUGUGGUUUUCUUCUGAGAACAGCGAUGUUGUGGUUUAAUAUGAUGACCUAUAAACAUCGUCAUAUUGCCCAUUCUUAGUGUUUUUGUAAGUGGAAGAGGAGAUAUUUUAUAGGGAGGCACUCGAGCGCUUGCUUUACCUUUUGAGGUGCCAGGAUUUGAAUAAUAAAAUGAGUAUUUGUGUUUUCACUACAUUUCAUCGCAGGAAUACAGAGAAAACGUUCCGAGUAACAGUUCAGGGAAACAGAUUUUGUGGUGACUGUAAAUUCGGACAGUUUUGCCAGUUCAUAUAGUAAACUUUGUUACUAUUAAACAGGAGUGCCUGAAUGUGAACGUCAUGCUAAGGAUGUGACCCAGAGGGCAAUAAUAGUGGGUCUGGCUUUUUUUUGCUAUGCCAACUACUCCUGUCGAUUAAAGCUAGAUCCAGAAACAGUGACAAUAUAUUUUCAGUGACAAAAUAACAGAUUUAUAAAACAAAGAGCAUCACACACUUCAGUCUUUUAAAGAAUUUCUUGUGUUUUUGUUGAGGGCAUACACACAGUAAAUAAUGCAAAAAGGAUAUAACACAAUGAGUUUCAGUUGUGGAAAAGCACUGAAAAGUCCCCCAUUAUUACUGGACACAAACAAAGUGAAACUGGACUGGACUGACAUAAGUGCAGCAAAAACUCAACCUGGGGAAGUAUAUGGUGUCAAGAAACGCAGAUAUCACACUGACUGGACACAUAUUCUUCUACAAACUGGCAGCAGAGUUGACUGACCUUGUAAAGAGAGCCACUUUUUGCUUUUGUUCAACAAGCAGUUCCUCUAUCUCCUCAGUCCACUGCGUUUCUUUACUCGUCUAGCUCUCUAACCGGCUUGCCUUAAUCACAGUUACAUCACUGACCGUCUCACACUACAGGAUUUGUAAAUGUUUUGAAUCGUAAAAAAUGUUUGAAAAAAACGGAGGGCCUUCGAUCAAGAGAACAAGAGCUGGUUCAGAAGACCAAAGACUCACUUCUCCUCUCACAGUACCAGAUGAUUCACACUGUCAGGCCUUUCUGACCAAGCCCCCUGAAAGGGUUAACUUUCCUUUGGCCCUUCCUAACACCCCCUGACCUGGAAAAUCACUCCAAGGCUGUGAAAAUUUGUUAGGAGAUGCAAAUCGGGUUAAAAUUGGGGUAAGAAUUUUGCAAAAACAAACAAGAGCACAGUGUCAUCGAUGCAAGGCACUGCUCUGAUGAAGCAACAGAAGCUCUUCAAGUGCUAAUGGUGCCCCCUUGUGGAUAGAUUUUAGCCUGCUAAACAUGAGUGAGUUGCACACCAGUUCCAUGAGGUGUUAUGCAUCUGAAAUGUGGGAAUAUAGUACACAUUUGCAUUCUAGAACCAAAACUGUCUACACCAUUUAAACUGGAUGUAAAUGUAAUUAAUCAUGCAAUUAUGUAACAUGGCAUAGAAAUAACAAUGUCAAUCCAAUGUACAGCACAACGACAGUCAUAACUCUAAGCUUCUAAGGGGUAACCUGGCUUUGGAAAGCAUUUUCACUGUGUACUGGAAUAUUUGCAUCUAAUUACUUGAUGGAACUAAAUCUGUGUCAAAUAAAAGUUCA